AUGGCGGAUCGCGAGUUUCAGGCUUAUCCCAGUUCUACUCAAAGGGUUUUAGAGGAGUUUUGCGACAACUACGACUUUAGCGAGCUAACAGACGUCGAAGACCUAUCAGACGACGAUGAUGGAAGAUCAAUUGAAGUUUCUGCACCUCCGAGAAUCGAUAUCUUACUUGGAAUUGAAGAGGACCAAGACCUUCUUGAAGAAGCUGUUGACGAACCUGAUGAAGUCAUCGUGGAACAACCUCAUGUUGACGAAGCUGAUGGUUUGACACCAACCGAGGUAACACCAACCAAUGAAGGUAACACACCUCUGUGUUUUCAACCGACUCAAUCUGUAGGGCCAGUCCCUGGGCCUUCUGGUGAAAAUUUGAAUAAAUCUAAAAGAUGCCCAGCACCAUCUAGAGUUUCCAGUCGGAAACGGGCUAAGGUAGGCCUACCCACUAAGACAAAAAAACCAAGAGCAGAGCGUCGUAAGUCAAUUCGACCAAACCCACGUGAACAAACGUUGAGGGCAAUGGAACCGUUGCCAACUAAUGGUAAAUGGGAGGUAAGCAACAACUUUUACCCUUUGCCACCUGCACCUUAUUUUGGAGGCCAUAAUCCUGAAUAUAACAUGUCGUCGCCAUUAGAUCUUUUUCAAAAGUACAUACCUGAUGAUAUACUAUGUCAAAUUGCUACAGCAACUAAUGAAAAUAUAAUUUCUUCCACUGGUAAAGAAAUACAAAUCACAACUACAGACAUGAAGAAGUUCUUUGGUAUCACAAUAAUGAUGUCGUACUUGAAAUAUCCCAGGAUAAAGAUGUACUGGGCCUCUCGAACAAGGAUUCCGCAAAUUAGUGAUGCCAUGCCGAGAAAUAAGUACUUUCUUAUAAGAAAUCACAUAAGGUGUCGUGAUUACACUAACGUAAGCGAUGAAGAAAAGGCAAGAAACAAGUAUUGGAAAGUGUCUCCAGUAAUUGACAGUGUCAGAGCUAGCUGUUUGUUGAACCCUCGACCCAACGAGGUAUCGAUGGAUGAGCAAAUGGUGCCUUUCUGGGGUCACACACAAAUGAGGCAGCACAUAAAAGGAAAACCUAACCCCUGUGGCCUAAAAAACUUGGUUGUAUGUGCUCCAGACGGGCUGCCACUGGAUUUUUUCCUAUACGAGGGCAAAGGAGAUAGUAUUUUGCACGAAACUGAACUGAACUAUCCUGGUUUAGAUAUAGGGGGUAAAAUUAUUGUAAGGCUGUCAAAGAAUCUUCCGCAAGGUACUUCAAUUUUUAUGGACAGGUAUUUUACCUCUAUACAACUACUUGAUGAACUUCACAUCAGGGGUUUUCAAGGUACUGGCACACUUAUAAAUGACAGAAUGCCAGAAAACAGAGAAAUGUACUCUGACGCUGAGGUGAGGGGAGGUGGUCGAGGCUAUAUGUGCCAAAUAGUUCGAGAUGAUGGACAAAUAGCCAUCGUCAAAUGGUUCGACAACAAACCGGUGCUAUUGACAUCGAGCAUACAUGGCUGCGAGCCAAAAGAUGUUUGUCGACGGUGGUGCAAGAAGGAAAAAAGGUAUGUACAAGUCGAAAGACCUUACAUAAUAAAGAAAUACAAUGAAUGCAUGGGUGGCGUCGACCUUCUAGAUAGGAUGAUAUCCUAUUAUAGAAUUGCUGCUAGGACGAAAAAAUGGACCACUAGGCUAAUUAGCCAUCUGAUUGAUUUCUCUCUGGCAGCUGGGUGGAUUGAGAGAAGAAGAGCCGAUCAACAAGCUGGAACUCCUCGAAGAGACAGGUUUGAUUUUUUCGACUUUCGUUUUGAUGUGGCUCAACACCUGCUGGCGUCAGAAACUGAAGAACCAGUGGACGAUGAGGAGAUUGAGGAUGAUCCACAGCCUCUAACCUCUUCCUCGGGAAGGAAAACUCCUUUGCCAACAGAUGCUGUCCGGAAGAGCAAGGUUCAGCAUCUACCGGAAAUUCCUCCAGAUGUGAAGCCUUCUAGAUGUCGGUUCCCAGGAUGUGACAGUCCUAAAUGUCGCAUUAAAUGCAGCACCUGCAAUGUUUUCUUAUGUCUAAAUUCUAAUAGGAACUGUUUUAAACUGUUUCAUGAGUUAUAAUGACCAGGUUCCUAAGUUAAAGAUUUACGUGUGUAAAAAAAUGAGUUUGGUCGAGUUCCGAUGUAACCAAUAGGUUACAUGCUGUUUUGUACAUUUCUAAUAAAAAAAAAAUUCCAAAAAAAUUUUUUCUUGUUUACUUUAUUUAUUUCCUUUAAAUAUACACAAAAAUUACAAAAAUAAAAUUCUCAGUUUUCCUAU
Molecule: messenger RNA, 2280 nt
Organism: Macrosteles quadrilineatus (aster leafhopper)
Lineage: Eukaryota; Metazoa; Arthropoda; Insecta; Hemiptera; Cicadellidae
Product: piggyBac transposable element-derived protein 3-like
Exons: 2
Coding region: 1-2082 (693 amino acids)
Source: RefSeq, a predicted model, not a curated record